Messenger RNA from Coccidioides posadasii C735 delta SOWgp, 588 nucleotides. RefSeq names its product phospholipase C type enzyme. The record is from RefSeq and is a predicted model, not a curated record. NCBI's taxonomy places the organism in Eukaryota, Fungi, Ascomycota, Eurotiomycetes, Onygenales, Onygenaceae.
AUGGCUCUAUUUAGAGAUAUGGCGGGGAUCCCUCCCCUCACGGCGUCAACUGCCGAUAGUACCCUGAUCAUCAUCGACGCGCAAAACGAAUAUGCCAAUGGUCUUCUUAAGGUUCGCUCUGUCGACCAAUCUCGCGCUGUCAUCUCUUCUCUUCUCUCCAAAUACCGCGCCGCUGCGCAGAAAUCCGAAAAAUCAAACAUCGUCCAUGUUCUCCACAAGGUACCGGAGGGUACUCCCGUGUUCACGCCUGGCACCCCGCUGGCAGAAGAAUUCGACGAGCUGAAACCACUGGAUGGGGAGAAGGUGGUUGUCAAGGAGUUCCCGAGUUCGUUUGCGAAGACGGGUUUGGACGAGUGGCUGAAAGGAAAGGGAUGCAAGAAAGUGGUGUUGGUUGGAUACAUGGCCCAUGUUUGUGUGUCAACAACAGCUCGGAGUGCGAACGAGCUCGGAUAUGAUGUUGUUGUUGCUCAGGAUGGUGUUGGUGAUCGAGAUCUCCCGGGAUAUAAUGGUGAAGAAGUGAAGAAGAUGGCGCUCCUAGAGAUUGCAGAUUUCUUUGGUACCUUGGUGGAUAGUAAAGAUAUCAACUAG